This is a messenger RNA of Prorocentrum cordatum, 492 nucleotides long. The record is from the annotation of a GenBank genome assembly. Lineage: Eukaryota; Dinophyceae; Prorocentrales; Prorocentraceae.
GAGCCCCUGCUCAUCGUGACGCCUGCGGCGAUCCGGGACCUGAUCAGCAAGUGGACCAUGGAGAGCGGCGUCCGGUCCCUGGAGCGCCGGCUCGCGCAGCUGUGCCGGUGGGCCGCGCUGCAGCUGGAAGGGGCGCGCGCUCGCUCCUCCGAGCGCAUGGAGUCCGAGCGCCUGGCCGAGGAGGCGCUGCGGGAGUGUGGCCCGGACGCCAGCGGGCGCCUCACCGUGGAUGCUCACCACCUACCGCAUAUUCUUGGCGCGGAGAUGUUCGAGCCCGAGGUGGCCGAGCGCUUGGUCGUGGGCGUGUCCAUGGGGCUCGCGGUGACCACCGCGGGUGGCAACUUGCUCUUCGUGGAGGCCACGCGCUCCAACGGCAGCGGGCGCCUGACCAUCACCGGGCAGCUGGGGGACGUCAUGCGCGAGAGCGUGAGCACGGCCAUGUCCUUGCUGCGCAGCAAGAUCUACAGUGCCGCGCUCGCGGGGACCAGGGAG